This is a messenger RNA of Amoebophrya sp. A25, 3255 nucleotides long. The record is from the annotation of a GenBank genome assembly. NCBI's taxonomy places the organism in Eukaryota, Dinophyceae, Syndiniales, Amoebophryaceae.
GCGGGAGUUCAUCCUCGUUAUCUUCCAUGAUGUCCAAGAGUUCGUCCUCCCACGAGUUCAUGGUAAGGAGUGGUAGUGGUGGAGCUCUGUUGAGCAGUACUCCAGACGUACCACAGGAAGACCAGGCUGAAGAAGGAGAGGAAGAGGAUCAAGAAGGUCCACAAUCAUCUUCGGACGUUGAGAUGUUGAGGUCUACUGUCCGCCGAAGCCACUCAGCCAAGACGUCUCCCGUACUCGAAGCAGCGAAGUCUCCCGUACUCCAAGCAGCGAAGUCUCCCGUACUGCAAGCAGCGCAAAUUCCAUCGCUUGGCUUGCUACAAAUGUGGAGGGAAGAGAACCGUUAUAAGUAUGUAAAAGCACGAGUCGACAAUCUAGCGCAAAUCAAUGAAUAUCACGAGGAGGAAAUUGGGAGUGGACGUCUUGAUGAACAAACUACUGGUGGAAUCUUAGGCGGUGCUGGUAGUGCUGCAUCAAGAACAUCAACUACUAGUCCUACUAGUAGUACAUCACCACUGUUGACACCAUCCUUGUUGAGCGGACCAAGACCAACCAGUAGAAUGGCGCUUCCACAUCCACCUAGAUCUACAACUGCUUCCCGCUCUACAAUUUUACUCGGAAAAAUGGGAGCCGCGGUGUGGCACCGACUUUUAAAGGACGUGAAUAGCAUCCGCGUUGUAGUGAAACACAACUUUUUCGAGAGUUAUUUGGAUCGCUCGGUAGAACUCCGCGUCAUCUUGUGCGAAGACCGGACGCGGCCUGCGAGACAGCUACUAAAGGACGCCUUACAUGAAACAAAUGACCAUCUUUUUGAGUCUAGAGGCGAGUAUGCUAGGAGUCUAAGAGAACAGGUUCAGCGUACUGCGCAACAAGCAAAGUUUGACUACUGCGUUACUAUGUCUUUCCAGUUCGCUGAGAAUAGGACGAGGAGAGGACAAGCCGAUGAGGAGGAUGAUCAUGAAGCACUUCUAGAAGAAGGAGAGCACGAGGAUCAACAUGAAGUGUUGAGGCGUCGAGAGGAUGGAAGUGAAACUGCAUCAUCUCCUGAAGAUGACCGUACCCUCAUCGCUGAGCGUCCAUUCAUACUUCGUUCGAUUGUCAUCAGAGCCCGAGCUGGUUAUUGGGGUGACGCCUACGGUGACCCGGCUGAGGAGGAAGGAAGUUUAGAGGACGUACGAGAUCAGGACACUGUUGGGUUGAUCAAUUUUCGGCAUGGUGGUCGUACCAGUUCCCCUUUCGGUCACCACGCAAAGGAUAUACCUAGAAUCAACAUCGCAAAAUUGGGUAUCUUCGCCAUGAAGGCGCCAACUCUACUGCGUGACUUGUUUCCAAGCAUGAUGAGCAGCAUGCGGCGCGUGCAUCCGGUGAUUUUUGGUGAUAGAAUCAGGACACGACGACCCAUGUUGAACAUGAUCGUCCCCCAACAACAAGAAGGAGGAGGUCAAGAAGAUUCGAAUUCGUAUCGAGGAGCAUUACUGAUGCGUGAUGAAGAACAAGAGGAUCCCGCUCCCGCGACUGCGAGAACCUGUGGUGGUUCAUCUUCAUCAUCCUUGCCCUGCACGAAAACUGUGCUCCAGGAUUUCAAAUUGUUUGCAAAACGCUGUCCAGAGCUGGCCAUGGUGCACGGGAUCGGCAUUCCCAGCAUCUUUGCCGCAUGUUGUGCGACACUUGCCUAUAAGUUAUGCUCCCCACUUGUUUAUGUUUGCAGUACUAUAACUUAGAAGUACUUGCGAUUUUUCCAUUGAUAGUAUUUACUAUAAGUUUUCCAUUAUAGUUGUAGACUUAUAGUUGUAGACUAUACUAGUUUCUUCUUCCUUUUCAUCAGAUCAUGUCAUUACAGCCAGGGGACUACUUUCGUAACACAUUUCAUAUCUUUUUCGGAGCACAAUCAUUCAAGAUGCAAGAAAUGAGAAUAUGACAUGAAGACUCUUGAUGUUCCUAGUAUGUUCGCUCAGCGGAAAGUCUCCAGUAGGGUACUGGGCCGCUUAUGAGGGGAAAAAGCGCCACUCGCAACCGGGAGGGUGCGUGGCUUUCUUGCUACUACUUCUAAUCAAAGUCGCGUCCGGUUCCUGCUGUACCACCAUAGAUGACUCGGCGCUAGCUGCAAUGACAGGCAUCAUUGGAUGUCCGGUUGCUACGUGUUUCGGACUAAAAGCGCUCCAUGAAGAGUUUCUGCACUGUGUGAACGGAGUACGACCUCUUGGGAAUCAACGUGGUCCUGGUGGUCAGGAUGAGGAUGAUGGUCCUGGUGUUCAUCAACGUCAUGAGGCUGAUGAUGAGGCUGCUCCCCUGGAGGUGCCGGAGAAUCAACAUGCUCCUGCAGCUCUCGUACGAGUACCUUUAGGAGGAGGAGGACGAGGAGGAGCUGAUGAAGAGGAAAACCAAGGCCCGGAUCUAGUCGCGGAACCCCAAGGUCCGGAGCCUUUGCCGCAUCAAGAAGAGGGAGCACACGGACAUGCACCGGAAGCUCUGGAAGACGAUGAACCACCGCCAUUGGAAUUGAUCCAAGAAGUGCGGCAUUGAAAUCCUCUGCAACACGAUGAAGGAAGAAGAGGUUGAAGGUGCUAUGUGAGGACCGCAUGUGCUGUAGGAUCAUGUCUUUAGAGAAUCGGAUUUCAUCAGCUGAGAGUAUGAGAAUUCAAAAUUCUUUUUAAGAAUCUGGUAUCCAAGAAAUACAUCGCUUACGACGUUAUUGCAAUUAGUGGGAUACCAUGUCUCAUCUCUAGGUCAUGGUACAUUCAACCGUAUUUCUACGGUUCUAACUAUGCAUUUGCCUAAUAGCACUAAAUCCUAAACUUUUGUUUGUCGUAUCAGACCAAAUGAAAUAUUAUGAGACUGAAUGUUAUGAUGUUUUUGGAGUUUUUUCCACUCUUGAAGUGCAUAUCAGUGAGCUCUAGAAGAUGUAAGUUUCAUAGAUUUUUUUUCCUAGGUAGUUUCUUUUCUGCCGUUGCAUUUUUGGAAAAAUCAAGCUCAUUCGUAUUUUUUCAGGCAAUAUAGUUCGUCUCUUGAGGUGGUUGUGUGAGAGUUCAUGCUAAAAGAUGUUCUAUCAAUCUAUUGGUCUCAUUUAUUCUCCUCGCUCUGGUGGUCUAGCACUAUUCAUCGUGCAGGUGAUCUGAAUGACCUACUUCUCAGAAGUCUGGUCUAUUUUGGAAUUGGAACUUUACAGUCCUCAGGUCGUUUGUCGUCCUUUUCUGGGACCGACAAUCCGCUCAGUACGGAAUAGUUUUCGCUGGUGCUUGUUCGCUUGUCCAUUAGUGU